Molecule: messenger RNA, 1821 nt
Organism: Fusarium vanettenii 77-13-4
Lineage: Eukaryota; Fungi; Ascomycota; Sordariomycetes; Hypocreales; Nectriaceae
Exons: 3
Coding region: 1-1821 (606 amino acids)
Source: RefSeq, a predicted model, not a curated record
AUGACUUCACUAAGUCCCCGAGAACCGACGCCUGUCACGCUCCCUGUCAGCGAGCUCAUCGCCAUGAGUGAUGAGCAGCUCUGUCAGUUCAUGAAGGAGCACCGUGACGCCAAUGGCGACUACAGUCUUCCGGUUGAUGGCUGGGACAAACUAUCAAAGGACGAGCGAGAACGUCUUGCCAGCCGAUUGAAGGCCAAAGAGCGAGUCCUCUCUCUAGAUAAUGAGCCUAGCUCACGACCACUUGAUCUAGAUGCUCUAGAUGCCCGUCUGCGUCAAGCCCCACCAGAUAACCCUCCCACCGAAGUGCAAGAUGAAUCACAGGUCGCAGGGUUCUCGAGACAUGCAUCCCCAGGAGCGAAUCACCGAGCCCAUAGCAAGGAAGUCGAAACAAUCUACUACAGACAGCUGUUAGAUGAUGGUGGCCGCCCGCUGUAUCCCAUCGAACUGAUUGACGAGGUGCUCGAGAAGCCUGAAGAGUAUCGCGAGCUAAUACAGCCCCUGCAAAACUACCCUGGGAACAACCAACCUUUCAACAUAUUUUUAGAGCAGAACGCGAGGUGGAAGGACUUUCGCAAGUGGCAAAAAGACAACCGAGGUCUCGAGGACGAGAAUGAUACCUACGAAGCUUUUGUCAAAGAGACGUCGUUCUGGGAGGAGCAAAGCAAUCUCGACUGGGCGCAAAUGAGGUUCGAGGCCGAGAUGAAGAGGAAUCCAUUACAUCUCGAGUCGCAAUGGAGGUAUGAAAUGAAGGCACGCAACCGCCAGCGGCUACGGUGUCGAGAGCGCGAUUGCAACGGCCCGGCCGACUAUUUCGAAGCCGUGAAGCGUCGUCUUGCCAGUCAUGACAUUACUCGACCCUUCCAGCUCAAGGAGGAUCCCAAACAGCAAGACCAGCUCACCACAUGGACCGAGUAUCUCGGCUACGAAUAUUGGUGUCUUGAUGGACACGCUGAGGACAUGGAACGCCUGGCCCCGAAACACGACGAAGCCUGGAAAAAGCUCGUCGACGCCAAGAUCGUCGGACCUCACGAGUCCAUAGAUGACAUACGCUCCGUGGGAGGCUCACUCCGGCGAGAUAAUGACGCUCAACAAGCCCACACAGAGGUCCGCAUGGCGAAAGCAGAGGCCCAACGGGUCUUCAACUUGACCCAGGAAUCCCCAGAACGCUUUCUGAUUUCCGAGAAGCAACGGGUAGAGAUGCUGAACAAGGUGGCUCGGGAUGUCGAGCGUGCUGAACGUCGUCAUAAAAGAGUCAAGGUUCGGAAUGACAGAGUGAGCGCUUUUGUUAGCGGUACGCAUGACUAUGCCAGAGCGAAGAUGAAGUGGACUUGUCACAGUCUGUAUGUUCAGUGGGUUCUGAAACAGCUUCCGUUGGUUGAAGCCGAGAUGGCGCAGGCUGAAGAGGAAAAGUCUCGUGCAAGUCAGAACAAGGGAAAGAAGAGAAUGGUCAGCCCUCAAGAAGAGUCGCCCGCAGGUCCCAGCCAGAAGAGACAGAAGACAGGACAGGGAUCGCUUUCACCUACGAAUGGCAACUCAAACAAAUCAGCAGAGGGCACAACGCAGGGGAAAGAGAAAUCCCAAAGUUCGAGACCAAUUAAGGCGAUUGGCAAGCGUUCGUGUCGGGCUACAAACGUCUCUUCUCUUCCACCAGGCGGGCUUCGUCGCAGUGCACGCAUUGCAGCACGUCAACCUCUUCCCCAGCCAGAACCUCGUCAACUACGACCUCGACCAACGAAGAAGACCGAAAAACCAGAGACAAUCGCUGGGAGUCAAGGUAGUCUGCCUGCCUGCAUGGCCCCCGCCAAGGCGCAUCCAAAGUAG